AUGUCGUUUGCUCAAAUUGUUAUCGGUCCACCUGGGUCUGGGAAAUCUACUUAUUGUAACGGUUGUUCUCAAUUUUUUAAUGCAAUUGGAAGACAUGUUCAGGUUGUCAAUAUGGAUCCUGCCAAUGAUAGACUAAGUUACCCUUGUUCUGUUGAUAUUAGAGACUUUAUCACGGUGGAGGAGAUCAUGCAAGAACAAGAACUGGGACCAAAUGGUGGUUUAAUGUAUGCCGUGGAGUCCCUACAGGCCUCGAUGGAUCUGUUCGUAUUACAAGUUAAAGCAUUGGUUCAAGAGGAAAAGGCUUACGUUGUGUUUGAUUGUCCUGGGCAAGUCGAACUGUUCACUCAUCAUUCGUCAUUAUUUAAGAUUUUUAAAAGAUUAGAGAAAGAACUGAACAUGAGGUUUACUGUGGUCAACCUGAUCGACUGUUACUAUUUAACUUCACCUUCCCAGUAUAUAUCUGUUGUUCUGCUGGCAUUGAGAUCGAUGUUGAUGAUGGAUUUGCCUCAGAUCAAUGUGUUUUCAAAGAUUGAUAUGGUGAAAUCAUACGGUGAAUUACCUUUUAGGCUGGAUUAUUACACGGAAGUACAAGAACUAGAAUACUUGUUGCCAUACAUUGAUAAGGAGUCGAAUAGUGUUUUGGGGAAAAGGUACAGCAAGUUGACAGAAACAAUCAGCGAAUUAAUCACCGAUUUCAAUUUGGUUUCCUUCGAAGUCUUAUGUGUGGAUGAUAAGCAAAGUAUGAUACACUUACAGAGUGUGGUAGACAAAGCCAACGGGUAUAUAUUUGGUUCCUCGGAGGUUGGUGGGGAUACAGUGUGGGCUGAGGCAACUAGACAAGGUGCUACGUUGCAAAACUCAAUUGAUAUACAAGAAAGAUGGAUAGAUAAUAAAGAAAAAUAUGAUAAGGAAGCAGAAGAGUUGGAGGAAAGAUUACGGAAAGAAUCGGAGUUCAAUGACAAAGAAGUACCACUCACAGAGGAUGAUGAAUGGGAAUCUGCGUUGAAAGAUUGGGAAGAAAAACAAGGUACGGACUUCGUAAGAUGA
Molecule: messenger RNA, 1047 nt
Organism: Tetrapisispora phaffii CBS 4417
Lineage: Eukaryota; Fungi; Ascomycota; Saccharomycetes; Saccharomycetales; Saccharomycetaceae
Gene: GPN2
Product: GTPase GPN2
Exons: 1
Coding region: 1-1047 (348 amino acids)
Cellular component (GO): cytoplasm
Molecular function (GO): GTPase activity
Source: RefSeq, a predicted model, not a curated record